Penicillium pulvis is the source of this 1215-nucleotide messenger RNA. Its product is annotated as CobW family GTP-binding protein. Lineage: Eukaryota; Fungi; Ascomycota; Eurotiomycetes; Eurotiales; Aspergillaceae. Gene Ontology annotation, cellular component: cytoplasm. Bases 1 to 1215 code for a protein of 404 amino acids. The transcript is spliced from 5 exons. The record is from RefSeq and is a predicted model, not a curated record.
AUGUCAUCCAACAUUGACGAUGAUGAAGCACCUCCAGACUUGGUCGACGUCAUGGCGACGCCAGCAGACGAGCCUGCCUCUAUAGAGGAGGAGCCGACUAGUCGAGUUCCUAUUACUCUUGUCACAGGAUAUUUGGGGGCAGGAAAAACUACCCUGUUGAACUACAUCCUCACGGAAAAACAUGGUAAAAAGAUCGCCGUGAUCAUGAAUGAGUUUGGUGACUCUUCGGACAUCGAAAAGCCUUUGACCGUGAACGAAGGCGGCCAAGAAGUCACCGAAUGGAUGGAAGUUGGCAACGGCUGCAUAUGCUGUUCAGUGAAAGACUCCGGCGUCAUGGCCCUCGAAUCACUCAUGGAACGCCGCGGCACAUUCGACUACAUUCUCCUAGAGACAACAGGUCUUGCCGACCCAGGCAACAUUGCUCCUGUAUUUUGGAUGGACGAAGGUCUCGGUAGCUCAAUCUAUCUCGAUGGGAUCGUAACACUCGUCGACGCAAAAAACAUCAUCCGACUCCUCGACGAGCCAGCCCCUGAAGAAAAAGCCGAUUCGCAUAAAGAGAGCGCUAAUGAUCGUGACCAGAAACACAAGCACGAGCAUACAGGUCCAGUGCUGUCCAUGGCACAUAUGCAGAUUUCGCAUGCCGACGUGAUCAUCCUCAACAAGACGGAUCUGGUAACCGGAGACGAGCUCGAAUCCGUGAAAGACCGCAUUACGGCAAUCAACAGUGCUGCUAAGAUCCAUGUUACGGAUCAUAGUCGGACGCCGCAAAUUGAGGGUGUGGUGCUUGAUUUGCAUGCGUAUGACCAUCUGGCAGAUAUGGAUUUCGGGAAGAAGGGACAUAGUCAUAUGGAUCCUGCUAUUUCCACUGUUGCGAUUGCCACGCCGCCUAUUCCUGCUAAGAGCGUCGAAAAGGUUGAUGAAUGGCUGCGGGAAGUUCUAUGGGAGUCGACAUUGCCUGUGUCUGGCGGUGCAGGCUCUGAGUCAUGGCCGACAGAUUUUGAGAUUCAUCGUUUGAAGGGUAUUCUGGUGCUAGAGGAUGGAUCAAGUAAGAUCAUUCAGGCUGUAAGGGAUGUUUUUGAGAUUCGGGAUUCAGUUCAGAGCCAGGAUGGAGAUGAGGAUAAGAAGGUUCAGUGCAAGAUUGUGCUGAUUGGGAGAGGGUUGACAGCGAGUGGUGAUCCCUGGAGGGAGAGCUUUGAAGCAUAUGUACGGAGUUAA